Messenger RNA from Corythoichthys intestinalis (scribbled pipefish), 4482 nucleotides. Its product is annotated as protocadherin alpha-8-like. Lineage: Eukaryota; Metazoa; Chordata; Actinopteri; Syngnathiformes; Syngnathidae. The transcript has a single exon. Gene Ontology annotation, biological process: homophilic cell-cell adhesion. The coding region runs from base 1179 to 3587 and encodes 802 amino acids. The record is from RefSeq and is a predicted model, not a curated record. Gene Ontology annotation, molecular function: calcium ion binding. Gene Ontology annotation, cellular component: plasma membrane.
UUCAAUUUAUUCAAAUCAAUAUAUAAAGUGUGUACGUAGUAAAAUAUUGUAGUGGAGAUUUAAAAAAAAAAAAUCUUUUCUUUUCGGUAAAAUAAAAACUGAAAAAUAUUAACUCAAUGAGUAUGAGUCACUUUCAAAGAUGUACUCUGGAGUAAUUAAUGCAAUUUUAUGACCAAGAAAAUAAUAUACUGUAGGUUGGGGAGUUACAAUAAAAAUAUGACACGAGUAUGACAUUUUUAAAGAUCUGUUUUUUUAUGAAGCAGACCUAUUUUAUUUCUAUAGUGUGUGUUUGUGAGUGAUAAUUCUGAACUUUAAGAGGUGUAGAUAGUCAUAGAUGAGCAGGAAGUGCAUGGUCAAAAGGAUAGAAUGGGAAUAGAGAUUGGAUAUACUACUGUACAUAUAGAAGGAUGUAUGCAGUUUUUCUGAGCCCAAAUGUGAUGUUUUUAUAUAAUAUAGUUGAUAUAAUGUUAGCCAUGCAGAAGUAGUCUGGUAUAUGCAGAACAGCGUCAAAGGUUUCAAUACGUUAUUUAUGCAGUUUGAAUUGUUAACAAGACUUUAGUCAUCUUUGGCCACCUGCAUCACUUUAAUGGAUAGCCAUUGUGUGAUAAAAUUGCAAUUUAAAUCAUGACUGGAAAAGGAUUUAUACAAAACGUCUGUGACUCUCUCCAUGGUUCUGAAGUGUAUGGGAACUCGAGUUCUGUCCAUAGUUCUGUUUUAUUCCAUUCCAACUCCCUUAUGCAAAUGAAUAGGUAAAGACAACAUUUUUGAUAUAACAUUAAACUAAUGACCAGAAUAUAUUAUUCUGCAGUCAUUUUUAGAUGAGGAGUGAAAAACACAAAACAAGUUCGAUGGGUUCUGUGCCCAUUCUUCAAGGUUUCUGUAGGCCUAUGAUUAAAAUGAAAACAAAAAAAAAAUUGAAACAUUUAAUAUUACUCAAAACUGCAUUUCACCCCAACUGUCACAAGAUGACGCUGGAGACCGUGCUAUAAAAUUGCGUCUGAUUUGUAGCGACACCCUAAAACAAUAAACGUCAUAAAUGGGGAGUGUUCCGCAUCGAGUAAAUGCAGUUCAACGAACCACACGAAGUGAAUGGGAGCGGCAAUGGAUGCAUGUUUUUGUUGAUUUCUUGAGGAUAUACCAAAGGAAAAACGGAAUUUAUGUUGCCUAUUUGAGCAGGAAUGGCGUUUCGGGACCAAUGGGUUACCAUCGGGGCUCUUUUUUUCACUCUGCUUUGUAUCUGCGGCUGGACUACGGCUCAAAUAUCUUACUCCAUCUCGGAGGAGGUAGACAAAGGAACCGCGGUGGGAAAUCUCGCAAAGGAUUUAAACCUCAGCGUGCAGCAACUCCAAUCCACGGGUCUGAGAAUUAAUUCUGCAUACAAAAGGCACUAUUUUGACGUAAAUUUAGAAUCGGGAAUAUUGGUCGUUAACGAGAGAAUAGACAGAGAGGAGCUGUGUUCAAAUGUGUUGAAAUGUUCUUUAAAUAUGGAAGCCGCUUUGACUAACCCUCGCAGACUCCACCAAAUUGAGGUUAACAUUAAUGAUAUAAAUGACAAUGCUCCGUUUUUUAAUCAAGAAUCUACAACAAUAGAUAUGUAUGAAAAUUACUUUCUUGGAGAAAGACAUCCACUACCACUGGCACGGGACGCCGACGUGGGUGUAAACUCAGUUAAGACAUAUAAAUUAAGCCCAAAUGAAUACUUUGUUUUGGAUGUAUCCAGCAAUGGUGACAGUGUAUCUGCUGAGUUAUUACUACAGAAAGCCUUGGAUAGAGAAAAGCAGGCUGCAGUCGACCUCACGCUUAUUGCUGUUGAUGGAGGAAAACCUCCGAAAUCAGGGACAAUACAAGUAAAAAUUAACAUCCUUGAUGUAAAUGACAAUGCCCCUUUGUUUAGCAAAUCUUUGUACAAGGUCCAAGUUGUUGAAAAUGCAGAUAUUGGCACUGUGAUAUUGACACUUUCAGCUACAGAUUUAGACGAUGGUAUUAAUGGACAACUUACGUACUCCUUUGCGGAACAAGGAAGUUUUAACCCUGACGACAUGUUUGCUAUGAAUGAAAAUACAGGACAAAUCACAGUCAAAGGAAACAUUGAUUAUGAGGAAACUCAGGCAUAUGAGAUUCGUGUCCAAGUGCGGGACAAAGGUGUUCCUCCUCGCUUGGCGCAUAGCAAAGUUUUAGUGGAAGUCAUUGAUGUGAAUGACAAUGCACCGGAAAUCACUGUUUCAUCUCUCAUGAGUCCCGUAAAAGAGGGUGCUGAGAUUGGUACUGUCGUUGCCAUGGUGAUGAUUACUGAUGAAGAUGGCGGUAAAAAUGGCCAAACAAAAUGUAACAUUGUUGGAUCUGGGCCAUUCAUGCUAAAGUUUAACUAUAAAAAUUACUAUUCAUUGUUGGUAGACGGGCGUCUUGAUAGAGAGGAAACCUCCGAGUAUCUUGUAACAAUUAGAGCGAGUGAUGAAGGAACUCCACCUCAGUCCAUGACACACAUCAUCACAAUUCAAGUUGCUGAUGUCAAUGACAAUCCACCUCAAUUUGCAGAGCCUGUUAUUAAUAUGUAUGUGAAGGAGAAUAGUCCAGUUGGAACGACGAUCUACACUUUGACGACGACAGAUGCUGACUCAAUUGAAAAUGGAAAAGCAGUUUAUCACUUGAUUGGCAGUUCUUUUAAAACAACACAAACAGCUUCAAUGAUUAACAUCAACUCAGAGAGUGGAGAUAUAGUCAGUUUGCAAUCUUUUGAUUUUGAGAACUUAAAGACAUUUCAAUUUAAAGUUCAGGCCACAGACACUGGUGUUCCUCCACUCAGCAGCAAUGUUACCAUCAAUGUUUUUAUCCUGGAUGAGAAUGAUAAUAGUCCCACCAUUUUGGCUCCUUAUUCUGAGCUUGGCUCCGUGAACAGUGAGAGCAUCCCCUAUUCUGCUGAAGCGGGAUACUUUGUGGCAAAGAUCAGGGCAGUAGAUGCAGACUCUGGAUACAAUGCACUGCUCUCCUAUCACCUGUCCGAGCCCAGAGGCAACAACAACCUCUUCCGGAUUGGAACUAGCACCGGGGAGAUUCGGACCAAGAGGAGAAUGAGUGACAAUGACCUGAAAAGUCACCCCUUAGUCGUGUUGGUGUGCGAUAAUGGAGAAGCUUCCCUAUCAGCCACUGUGUCUAUUGAUGUGAUGGUGCUUGAAAGCACAGCUGACACCAACACCCAGUUCAGACAUGUGCCCAUAAAGGAGGAAAGCUUCUCGGAUUUACACUUGUACUUGCUCAUCUCCAUUGUUGCCGUCUCGCUCAUCUUCCUUCUCAGCCUCAUCACUUUAAUAGCCUUCAAAUGUCACAGACAGACAGAUGAAACUUUCGACAGAUACGGGGCCCCAAUGAUCACUACCCACCCUGAUGGUAGCUGGUCAUACUCCAAAGCUACUCAGCAAUAUGACGUGUGUUUCAGCUCUGACACACUCAAGAGUGAUAUGGUAGUUUUCCCCACACCCUUUCCACCUGUAGAAGCAGAACUGAUCAGUAUUAAUGGAGGGGACACCUUUACCAGAACUCAGACUUUACCAAAUACUGAGAAGGUAAGAAAAUUCAAUUUUUUCAAAUGAAUUUGCAAAGUGUACACAUAGUAAAAUAUUGUAGUGGUCAUUUAAAAAAAAAAAAAAAAAAAAAAAACAUUUUCGAUGCCUUUUCUUUUUGGUAGAAUAAAAACUGAAAAAUAUUAACUCUAUAGUAUGAGUUACUUUCAAAGAGGUUCUCUGGAGUAAUUAAUGACAUUUUAUAAAGAAGUAAACAAUAUACUGUAGGUUGGGGAGUGACAAUAAAAAUAUGACAUGAGUAUGACAUUUUAAAGAUUCGUUUUUUAUGAAGGCAGACAGAUUUUAUUUCUAUAGUGUGUGUUUGUGAUAGUUCUGAACUUUAAGAGACGUAGAUAGUCACAUAUGAGCAGGAAGUGCAUGGUCAAAAGGAUAGAAUGGAAAUGCAGGAGAUCGGUUAUACUACUGUACAUAUAAAAGGAUGUAUACCAGUUUGUCUUUGCCGAAAUGUGAUAUUUAUAUAUCAUAUAGUUGAUAUUAUGUUAGCCAUGCAGGAGUAGUCUGGUAUAUGUACAACACUGGCUAAGGUUUCAAUAGGUUAUUUAUGCAGGUUGAAUUGUUAACAAGACUUUAGUCAUCUUGGCCACAUGCGACACUUUCUUGGAUAGCCGUUGUUUGAUAAAAUUGCAGUUUAAAUAACAUGACUGGAAAAAGAUUUAUACAAAACUGCGGUGACUCUCUCCAUUGUUCUGAAGGGUAUGGGAACUCGCGUACUGUCCAUAGUUCUGUUAUUCCAUUCCAAUUGCCUUAUGCAAAUGAAUAGAUGAAGACAAACGUUUGGAUUAGUGAUAUAACAUUAAACUAAUGACCAAAAUAUUUUAUUUUGCAGUAUUCUCAUUUUUAGAUGAGAAGUGAAAAACACAAAGCAGGUUUGAUGGCUUCUGGUCCCAUUUUCAAGAUUUCUAUU